Messenger RNA from Melospiza georgiana, 1173 nucleotides. RefSeq names its product microtubule cross-linking factor 1-like. The transcript has a single exon. The record is from RefSeq and is a predicted model, not a curated record. Lineage: Eukaryota; Metazoa; Chordata; Aves; Passeriformes; Passerellidae. Bases 1 to 1173 code for a protein of 390 amino acids.
AUGGAGGCGCUGAACGGCCCCGCAGCGGGGCCCGGCGACGCGCUGAGGCCGCCGCCGCCCUCGCCCGGCCACCACCACCCGCACGCCGAGAAGAAGCGGCCGCACCGCGCCCCGUCGCCCGCCAGACCCUUCCUCAAGGACCUGCACGCCCGCGCCGCCGCCAAGCCGCCGCCCGCGCCCCCCAAGUCCCCCGGCCUCCCCGCCCGGGCGCCCUCGUCGCCGCACCCGGGCGCGCACCAGCCCUCGGCGGGGCUGCUGCCGGCGCCGGGCCGCCUCUCCCGCCGCCCCGCCGCCCCGGGGGGCAAGGCGGCCGCCGUCCCCGUCACCGCCGUCGGCAGGGCGGGCGCCAAGGCCGCCCCCUGCGCCAAGCGGGCGGCCCGCGGUCCGGAGCCGGGGCCCGGCGGCCGGGGCGCGGGGCGGCAGCCCGGCGGGGAGGCGGCCCCGCCGCCCGGCAAGGGCAGGAAGGCGAAGCGGGGAGCCGCGGCGGGCAGCGGCCAUGCGGCGGCGGCGCUGGCCCGCGUCGGCCACACGGACAGCAGCUCCGACCUCUCCGACUGCCCCUCCGAGCCGCUCUCGGACGAGCAGCGCCUGGCCCCGGCCGCCAGCAGCGACGCCGAGUCCGGCACCGGCUCCAGCGACCGAGAGCGGGAGCAGCCCGCCGCUCAUCCCGCCGCCCAUCCCGCCGCCCAUCCUGCCGCCGAGCAGCCCCGCACCGGCCCCGGCCCCGGGCGCGGAGCUCCGGCGGCCCUCGGCUCCCGCGGGGAUGCGCUCCCUGCGGCCACGGGCGGGGCGAGAGCCCCGAGCCGCGGGGAGCCGCCGCCGGCAGCCCCGGAGGAGCUGCAGCGGGAGGUGGAGGAGCUGCGCUCGGAGAACGAGUACCUCAAGGUGAGCAUCGCCCGCGGCGGGGAUGGGAAGGGAUGGGAAGGGCAGGAGGCGGCAGCGGUGGAAACGCGGCCCCCUCCUGCCCGGGAAUGCGGGGACCGCGCUGGGAAGGGGGGAAGAACAUUCGCGCUGCCUGGAGUCACCUCCCAUGGGACCCCCGCCCUCGCUGGACCAAAUGCCGAAUUUUACCCGCAGGAGGGAAAUAGGGGCAGGGAGAGCCAGCCGGGAGCCUCGGCCCCCUCCUCCCCCGCCCCACGAAGCGGGAGCGCGGCGCAGCUUGAGGACAGCUAA